Sitodiplosis mosellana (orange wheat blossom midge) is the source of this 816-nucleotide messenger RNA. RefSeq lists its product as uncharacterized. The transcript is spliced from 5 exons. The record is from RefSeq and is a predicted model, not a curated record. NCBI's taxonomy places the organism in Eukaryota, Metazoa, Arthropoda, Insecta, Diptera, Cecidomyiidae. Bases 1 to 816 code for a protein of 271 amino acids.
AUGGUUCCGCUUGCAGUCUUUGGCAUUUUAGCCAUUUUUAUAUCAACUGGAGUUGAAUGUGGCUAUUCUUCGGCCGGCUCUAGCUCAAGCAGCAAUGGUGAUGGCUCAGGCCAUACUUUUACAGGGAGCAGUAACAAUGGACAAGGAACCUACACUCAUACGCAAAAUAAACCGGGCGGUGGCAGUGUGACACAAACCGGUGGUUUCCCGGGCCCAUUUUAUGGUCCCGCUAAUUUUGGCCAACCAGGAUUUGGAGUUAACUAUAGCCCAGGCUUCCCAUACGGACCAUAUGGCAAUCAACCAGCAUUUACACCAUUCCCACAGAAUUUCGGAUUCAAUUCUCCAUUCCAGCCAAUACAACCAUUCCAACCAUUGCCACCUCUUCAACCAUUUGCACCAUACCAACAGAUUGCAACACCACAAGAGUUCAAUCAAUAUUUGAACUCACUUCAACAACAGUAUGCCGCCUAUUACAAACAACAACAAGAACUGUUGAACACAUGGAAGAAUUCACCAUUCCAAAAUGGAUACGGAGGUAGUCCAAACUAUGCCUAUGCAACUGGAGCAUACAACCCAACUAAUGGAUUCCAACAAACGGCCGGCGUUUUCCCACCAAACAAAAACAAGCCAAAUGUGGACACUCGUUUCGAUGGAAGUGAAAAUGUCGCUGGCAAUGCACCAUCCGGCUAUUUUGGAAUCCAAACAUCAUCUUUCUCGAGCUCAUCCGAUGUGAACGGUGUGAAAAAGCACAAGGAAGUUGCCACAACCACUAUCAAUGACAACGGAAAAGUGUCAACGCACACCGUCGAAAAUUGA